AUGUGGGGUACUAAGAAAACAUUAUUUACUUUUAAACACUUGCUGAUAUUUGUUGGUAAUCCAGACCUAAUGAUUCGUCAAGGGAGUAUAGAUGAUAUUAAUGCUCAACAGUUUUUAAAGAUAGCUAACUAUGAAGACACUGUUAGGCAAUUGGAUAUUUAUUAUGCUAUAGUUAAAAGACAAUUAUUAAGAUUUCAAAGUCCCAUCACUGGUUUAUUCCCAGUACUGUCUUCAGACCUACAUACUGCAAGUGUUAGAGAUAGUAUAUACUGUGCGUCAGCAGUAUGGGGUUUAUACCAAGCUUACAGACGUAUAGAUGAUGAUCGUGGCAAAUCACAUGAACUUGGGCAGAGCACUGUGAAAUGUAUGAGAGGUAUAUUAGAAUGUUGGAUAAAGCAAGCAUCAAGAGUGGAAGCAUUCAAGACAAGACAGAGUGCAGCACAUGCACUUCAUGUCAAGUUCCACCUUACCACAGGGGAACCAGUGCUUGACGAUAGCGAGUAUCAUCACUUACAGAUCGAUGUGGUGUCUUUAUACUUACUCUUCCUUGUACAAAUGAUUACAUCUGGCCUACAGAUUAUUUACACUCAGGAUGAAGUAGCAUUUGUACAAAACUUAGUAUAUUAUGUGGAGAGGGCAUACAGAACACCAGAUUAUGGCAUGUGGGAAAGAGGCUCAAAAUAUAACGAUGGAACCCCAGAAAUACAUGCCUCGUCUAUUGGUAUGGCAAAAGCAGCUUUGGAAGCUAUUAACGGAUGUAACUUGUUCGGCGAUAAAGGAGCAUCAUGGAGUGUUGUGUAUGUUGACAUUGAUGCUCAUAACAGAAAUAGAAGUAUAUUCGAGACCAUGCUGCCUCGAGAGUCCAGCUCCAAGGGUGUGGAUGCAGCUCUCUUGCCUACAAUAUCUUUCCCAGCCUUCGCUACACAUGAAGAUCUCCUAGUUCAGUUAACAAAAACGAACCUUUUGAAUCGUUUGAAAGGCAAAUACGGGUUCAAAAGAUUCAGUCGAGAUGGAUAUAAGUGCGCACUUGAAGAUCCUAACAGACGGUACUAUAAUGAAGGAGAACUUAAGGAAUUUGAUGGGAUUGAAUCGGAGUGGCCCCUUUUCUAUGUUAUGAUGAUAAUCGAUGGAGUAUUCCGAACUUUACCAGAACAAGUAGAAGAGUAUCAGAAGCUUUUGAAGUCGAGAAUUUAUAUGGAUGAAUAUGGGGAUCCAGUUAUACCUUGGUAUUACUAUGUACCACGUGAAGGUAUCGAAAAUGAACGCAGCGAGCCGUACUCUGUGCGACGUCUACCGGCAAACCAGCCUGGAGACAAUGAAAAUAAAGAUACGGGCGGUUUAUUCUUAUGGGCGCAGUCGUUGUUUGUGCUUGCGCAGCUUCUUACUGGCGGUCUGUUGCACGUCAACGAGUUGGACCCAAUAAGACGGUACCUCCCUUCUUAUAACCGGCCACGCCGCGCCGGUAGAUAUUCUGCUUUUCAGGGUAUAGCAACAGAUCUCGUGGUACAAGUUGUGCUGAUAGCGGAGUCGAUGCGACUUCAAGCAAUGAUGGGGACGUAUGGCAUACAGACGCAGACCCCACAUGAAGUUGAACCUGUGCAGGUGUGCAGCUCAACUCAAUUGGUACACGUCUAUCGUGAACUGGGCGUCUGUAAUAAAUUGAAACUCACUGGUCGCCCUAUCCGACCGGUGGGAUCUUUGGGCACAAGCAAAAUUUAUAGAGUGUGUGGCAUGACAGUACUGUGUUAUCCGCUAAUAUUCGAAGUUUCCGAAUUCUACCUUUAUCGAGACAUGGCUCUGCUAAUCGAUGACAUCAAAACUGAGUUACAAUUUGUUGGGAAAUAUUGGCGUUUAUCGGGACGUCCGACGGUAUGCCUUUUAGUCCGCGAGGAGCAUAUGCGAGACCCCCACUUCAAGCAGAUGUUAGACCUAUUCGCUAUGCUCAAAAAGGGCCACUGCGAUGGAGUUAAGGUGCGUCUGGGGCGAUUACAGAAUCUCAUAUCCAGCUCUUGUAUAGAGCACUUAGACUUCAUGAGCCAGGGUGAAUUCCCGUCUGAGAUGUUCACGCAGUUCAAGCAGCUGCAGCACGACUACAUCGGUUACCAGUCUUUAACUGACGUGCCCCGAACGCUUACCUACCGAGAACAAGACCUAAACUACGAGUCGUUCAAACACAGACCCACCUCAGACGUGGUAGAUGCUUUGCGCUCCACCGAGAAUAUCUUCGCCCAGAGCCAGUUGUGGGGAAUACUCAUGGAUAGAGAAGGACCUAUGUAUGAGGUGAAUGGUGUCAGUGCAUUGGAAUCCCUAAAGAGCCUGUACCACAGUGCCGGUGUACUACGACACUGGCGGGCAGUGCGCUACUGUUCGUCUCUACUCAAUCACACUGUGGAUUCUAUCAGCCCUUUUAUUACCACUGUACUCGUGAACGGGAAACAGUUAACGGUGGGAGUUAUCGGUCAAAAGGAGACAGUUUUCGACAAGCCAAUGACACCGGGUGAAAUCCAGUCCGUCAUGUAUUCUACCAUUCAACCCUAUGAUGUUAUCGGUGCUGUGUUGCAACAAGAAAUUGUGUUGUACUGCGGGCGUUUAAUUGGCACCAAUCCUGAUAUGUUCCGUGGUAUCCUGAAGAUUCGUGUAGGCUGGGUGUUGGAAGCGAUCCGAAUUUACCUCGAGCUGUUUCCUUCCGAGAAAAAGGCGGACGCGACUCUGGAGAGUCUAUCGCCGUACAAGUUGCGUACUCUGUUACAAAGAGUGCUCACCGUUUCCGAUUGGGCUGAAGAAAGGGGGCUGUCUCCCUUGCAACGCCGCCAACUGGAAGGAUGUCUUUGUCGCGUCCCAAAACAUUUCUACGUACAAGUAUGGGAUAUUCUCCUGAGGACUCCGCAAGGUAUUAUUGUACAAGGCCACGCGAUUCCAGCUCAGCCGACCCUGGUGAAUAUGUCACGUUCGGAACUGUCGUUUGCACUCUUGGUAGAGGAGGCUUUAGUGCGUAUCUCGUCGGCGGGCCGACGGCAGCUUUGCGUGGAACUACUGUGUAUACUUGCCACUAUACUGCGUCGUAAUCCUGAACUCUAUCUACAACAACCGCUUGAUCUUGAUAAGCUCCUAGAUGACGCCCACUCUACCUAUGCAAAGGAUAGCGGUAAGCCUCUUUCCGAUUGCUCGUUGGCGGGGGCAGCCGCAACAGUUACUCUUGGUUACUUAGCGAGAGCAGUAGUGAAUAGCGUUCUACAAGCGGCAGCCGCGCCGCAUCUAGCAGCUGCUGCUCCAACUGAUCAUGAAUCCUGUCUUAUUGCUUAG
Messenger RNA from Leptosia nina, 3303 nucleotides. The record is from the annotation of a GenBank genome assembly. NCBI's taxonomy places the organism in Eukaryota, Metazoa, Arthropoda, Insecta, Lepidoptera, Pieridae.